ACAGAGACAUGAGGAAGGAAAGAAAAGCAGAAAGGAAAUGAGAAGUCUGGAGUGCGUGAAUCAAGAUCCAAGAUGUUUAUUUCAAAACUUGGCCAUCUGCAGUAUAUUUUAUUGUUUCUGUAGUGAUCAUAAUUUGGAUGAUGAGCUAAGCAGUCGCAUGCUGAAGUAUAUAAAAGGCAGUAUGAGAAACUGGAAAGUGCAAGAUGACAGACAGCAGCUGUUGAAAAUUCUGAGACACGUGUUUCAGUGCACAAAGUGCUGGGAUUGUCACAGCACAGAUUUGGGGAAGAUAUUAGACUGUACUGUCAAGAAUUACAAGACAGCUUAUGAGCAUGGCCUGUUUGAACUCUUGAGUGAUCUUGCUGUAACUCCAAACCAAACACAUCUGUACAGGUGUGCAGGCUUUCAGGAAUGGGUGGAAUCUCUACCAGAACUGCUGUGUGCUCCUACGAUCCCUGCCACAGCUGUUGGGGUAUUGGCAAAAUUUGCUUGCCAAAACAAUCCGCUCUUCUACAAAAGCUUGUGUCAAAAACUGCCUGACAUUCUUAAUAAUUUGUGCAGCGUGAUAGUGACUGGAGCAGGUAAUGAAUGUGAAGGCAGAAAAAACAUCAGUAACAUCCUGUACUGGGUGAAGGACUGGUCACGAGAUGCAGUGACAUCAUUAUCAAAUCUCCUACGGAGUGAAAAUUGCGAUAACAAAUUAGCUUCACACAUCACUGAUUUGUUGGCAUCACGGUAUGUUGAUUUGUAACAAUAAAACCAUGUUUUAUUUUGUAAUUGUGUAAAAGUAAACCCCCCUGAUACUGAAAUGAGAGAUAAAAUUUUAGACAUUCCUUGUCAAAAAUACACAUUUAGGAGUGUUCAGCUGUUAUUACAUUCAAAUGACAUAGGUAAAGUUGUCCCUGGUUCUUAACUAUUUUAUGACAACACAGCGCAGACAGGGACAUAGACCCCACAAAUGCAAUAAUGUCCUGCUUACCAUUUGCUGCAUGCCACUCGUUUGCUGAAGUACAUAUGUAAGUUAAGUUAUAGACUGGUUCUGAACAUGGAAUAACUGGACUUACAUGAUACAGAACAGCUGAUUGUAUUCAUCAUUGUUCCUCAGAACAAUACAUAGUGCCUUCUUGUUUUGAUUUGACACACUGUUACAUCAAGCUUCAAAUUCAGAUCUAAACACUUUAGCUUCAUUGCCAUAAUUAGGACUGAAAAUGUUUAACUUAGGCAACAUAUUAUGCAAUGAAACAAUCAAAUGUUUCCAAACAUUGCAUUACAAAUACAGUUACUUCAGGUUCAGCCACUGGCCUGAGCAGAUUGCUUACACAUGUACAUUAUUGUGAUAUAGAUUAGAAAUAUUACUCCUCUUACACCAAAGAAUGGUAUGACCAACUGGCAAUGUGAAAUUUUCUCAGAGAAAAUGAGAAUUGGUUCCAUGUCAUAAGACUUUCCUCAUUGGCUAAAACUUGGAGGGAGCAAGAUACAGUUACUGUCUGCGUAAGUUUUCUCGGCAACUGAACUGCUUCGCAGUAAUUUGGGCUCUGAUCUUUAUAGUUUAUAAAACAGAGUGGCAAGGCAGAUAUUCACAGACCAGAAGUGUGUAGUGGAAUUUACUCCUUAGCAACAAGUGCAAACUGCUUAUACUGUGCAUACGAUAGAAAAGUUUAUUUUGGAUGGUAUAACUGAAAAGAUCAUGUCAGCUAACAUCCCACCAUUCUGGUUACCCCUUCUUCGAAAGAAGAUAAAUGGCACAAUAGUACAUUCUGCAAUGCAGACAUUUUUCAUCUAGACUAGAGAGGCAUAGAAGGAUAGGCUAAGGGUACUUUUACUGACCAUCACGUAUAAACGGCAUCAGCAGUAAAACUGCAAAUACAAAUCAUCCAAAAAAAGUCCCAACAAAAGUGGUGACUAGAUGAGAAUCUUUUUAUGAUGUAGGUGCUGGAGAAGAGCUCUUUUUGUAUGACGUAUUCACAUAUGUUAAGAAGUUAAUGUAGCCAACUGUAGUUUACUAUAACGUUCUCAUUAUAGGCCAUACUUAGUUCUGAUACGGUUACAAUGUAAUUAUGUACGUCUUUAUUCUUAUGUUACUGCACAUUCUAACCAAGAAAUCUUGCAACAGCGAUUGAGAUUUGGAUGUCAGUCAUAUAUAUUCUAUAACUCAUCUGCAGCAUUAAUUAAAAUCUUGGCAAUUUAAUAUUAAUCCAAAUAUACAACACAAUAUAAAUCCAGGAUAUCUGUUUACCAUAAUAUAAUACCCAGUGUGAAAUUGAUUGUACUGCUUAAAAUACAAGUGUUUAUUAGUGACUACAGGAUUAUUUGAUCUUAACUAUUUGAAAUUGAAUGACUUGGGGCAAAUUACAUAUUCUGUGACAAAUUCUGAUGUAAGACUGAACAAUAAAUUUGACAAUUCUGAA
Molecule: messenger RNA, 2408 nt
Organism: Zootermopsis nevadensis
Lineage: Eukaryota; Metazoa; Arthropoda; Insecta; Blattodea; Termopsidae
Source: RefSeq, a predicted model, not a curated record